UUUAUAAUCUCGUAUCCCUAAAGUGAAACUAAUGAUGAAAGCAUGUGAAAGAAACCGAAAAUGGUAAAAGAACAGUUUCGGGAGGCAGAUGUUGCCAAAAAAAUAAGCCAUGUCACUUUUGGCUUGCUCAACUCCCAUCAAAUGCAACAACUCUCUCAUCUGCACGUGGUCAGCAAAAACCUAUAUAGUCAGGAUGGAGGACGCAAACCUGUUCCAUUUGGGGCCCUGGACCACAAAAUGGGAACCAGUGACAAAGACAGUAGCUGUGAGACCUGUGGUAAAGGACUAGCAGACUGCACCGGUCACUAUGGCUACAUCGAUUUAGAACUUCCAUGUUUUCACAUUGGAUAUUUCCGAGCUACUAUUCAGCUUCUCCAAAUGAUUUGCAAGACAUGCAGUGAAGCUUUGUUGAGUCCCGACCAGAAGAAGACUUUCCUGGAGAGUGUUAAGAAACCUUUAACUUACCUACAAAGAAAAGUUCUGAAGAGGAAAAUUUAUGAAAAAUGUCGGAAGAUGGCAGUGUGUGCUUCAUGUGGAGCAUUUAAUGGAAUGGUAAAAAAGUGUGGAUUGUUGAAAAUUAUUCAUGACAAAUAUAAACAGAGGAAGGGAGUCGACCCAGUCAUCGAGGAAUUCAAGGGGUCAUUCGAGUUGGCAAUGGAGCACAACAAAGACAUAGACGCACUGCUGGGCAAAACACAGGAGGUACUUAAUCCAAUUAGAGUGCAGAAGAUCUUUCAGCAGAUCCCAGAGGAGGAGAUCCCUCUGCUGUUGAUGAAUCCGGAGGUGGGCAGUCCCACUGAUCUUAUUCUGACCCGAAUUCUGGUUCCACCCAUUUGUAUCCGUCCAUCUGUUGUCUCGGAUCUCAAAUCCGGAACAAACGAGGACGAUAUCACAAUGAAGAUGACGGAGAUCAUGUUUUUGAAUGAUGUCAUCCAGAAACACAAAGCCACUGGAGCCAAAAUGUCGAUGAUCAUGGAAGACUGGGACUACCUUCAGUUACAGGUGGCGCUACUAUACAACAGCGAGACUUCAGGAAUUCCCCUACACAUGCAGCCAAAGAAAGUAACAAGGGGUUUUGUGCAGAGGUUGAAAGGUAAACAGGGUCGUUUCCGAGGUAACCUUUCAGGAAAGAGAGUGGAUUUCUCGGGAAGAACUGUAAUAUCACCCGACCCCAACAUGAGGAUCGAUCAGGUUGCUGUUCCUGUUCAUGUGGCAAAAGUUCUGACCUACCCUGAACGAGUGAACAAAGCAAACAUCAGACUGAUGAGGAAGCUGGUCAAGAAUGGGUGUGACACUCACCCGGGGGCAAACUUCAUCCAGCAGAGGGACAACAACAUGAAAAGAUAUUUGAGAUAUGGAAACAGGGAGAAAAUUGCUAAGGAGCUGAAGUUUGGUGACGUAGUCGAGCGUCACAUGAUCGACAAUGACAUCAUCUUGUUUAAUCGACAACCAUCGCUCCACAAACUCAGUAUACAAGCAUUCUAUGCUAAAGUCAUGCCUCACCGAACUUUCCGGUUCAAUGAAUGUUGCUGCAACCCUUUCAAUGCUGACUUCGAUGGAGAUGAAAUGAAUCUACAUUUACCACAGACAGAGGAAGCUAAGGCUGAGGCCAUCACACUCAUGGGGUCUAAGUCAAACAUCAUCACACCGAGGAAUGGAGAGCCCUUAAUAGCUGCAAUUCAAGACUUCAUUACAGGUGGAUACUUGAUAACACAGAAGGACGUGUUCCUGGACAGAGCAAGAGCAUGCCAGCUUAUAGCGGCCAUGUUGUCGGGGAGAGAGACCAACCUGAAGAUUGAUUUACCGCCACCGGCUAUUAUCAAGCCAGUAAAACUGUGGACAGGAAAGCAGAUCUUUAGUGUUCUUCUAAGACCGAACAAAAAUAGUCCUGUCCAAGCAAACCUGAGGACCAAGGGAAAGAACUACUCAAAAGGGGAGGACUUAUGUAUCAACGACUCGUUUGUGGUGAUUCGUAACAGUGAGUUGUUGUGUGGAGCCAUGGACAAGGGAACUCUGGGAGGGGGAUCUAAAAAUAACAUCUUCUACGUGAUACUGCGGGACUUCGGCGAGCAGGAGGCAGCAGAUGCCCUGUCUAGGCUGGCUAGACUCUGUCCUGCCUAUCUUAGUCACCGAGGCUUUUCCAUUGGAAUAGGGGACGUAACUCCUGGUGCUGGUCUAAUUAAGGCUAAAAAUAAUCUUCUGGAGGAUGGAUACAGCAAAUGUGAUGGUUACAUUAGAGACCUGGACGAGGGCAAACUUCAGACCCAGCCGGGCUGUAGUGAGGAGGAAACCUUAGAGGCUAUGAUUCUAAAGGAGCUCUCUGUUAUCAGAGACCAUGCAGGAAAAGCCUGUCUUAGAGAAUUACACAAGAGUAACAGUCCGUUAAACAUGGCCAUCUGUGGAUCCAAAGGUUCCUUUAUCAACAUCUCCCAGAUGAUUUCCUGUGUGGGGCAGCAGGCUAUCAGCGGCAAGAGAACACCUAACGGGUUUGAGGACCGGGCUCUGCCUCACUUUGAGAAAUUCUCAAAGGACCCAGCUGCUCGUGGAUUUGUGGAGAACAGUUUCUAUAGUGGACUGACCCCUACGGAGUUUUUCUUCCACACAAUGGCUGGUAGAGAGGGCUUGGUGGACACUGCUGUCAAAACAGCAGAAACCGGAUACAUGCAGCGACGUCUGGUCAAGUCUUUGGAAGACCUUUGCUCUCACUAUGACCAGACUGUCAGGAGCUCCACAAAUGACAUAGUGCAGUUUGUUUAUGGUGGAGACAGUCUAGACCCCGCCUCCAUGGAGGGAAAGGACCAACCAAUCGACUUCAAGAAAAUUUAUGACCAUGUCAAGGCAAACACCAGAAGCAGUUGUCGAGGCGAACCCUCCUUAUCUGGUGAGGAUCUCAAAGAACUGGUGAAUUCCAUGUUACAAGAGGACUUGUUCAAGAGCUGCAGUGAGGAUUUCAAAGAGGAUUUAAUAAAGUUUAUUGAAAUGAUCAGUUCCGAGAUUGACUCAACAAGAGAAAGGUUCAGAAUAGUGAAUGCCCAACCAGACAAAUUAUCUCCAGUUCUGUUUGAGCUGAACCGAGUCACACCGUCCCAAGUGAAGAAAUUUCUCAAUGUUUGCAGGGAUAAGUUCAUGAAAGCACUGAUAGAACCAGGGACAGCAGUAGGUGCAGUCUGUGCACAGAGUAUCGGAGAACCAGGGACUCAGAUGACACUUAAAACUUUCCAUUUUGCUGGUGUGGCUUCCAUGAACAUUACACAGGGAGUGCCACGAAUUAAGGAGAUCAUAAACGCCUCGAAGAACAUCAGCACCCCCAUAAUAACGGCAAACCUGAUGGUCGCCGAUGACCCCGAAUUCGCUAGAGUGGUCAAAGGAAGGAUAGAGAAGACCACACUAGGGGAGGUGUCGGAAUACAUAGAGGAGGUUUUCCUGCCAGACGACUGCUUCAUUCUUGUGAAACUAGAUUUGGAUAGAAUUAAACUGCUCAAGCUGGAGGUGAAUGUUGAGAGCAUGAAAAUAUCCAUAUGUGCCAGCAAACUGAGAGUCAAACCCCAGGAUGUACAAAUCCACAGCCCUGCUGUCCUGAGUGUGAGGCCCAGAGAGACCGCCAAAAGUUCACUGUAUUACGUCCUACAAGUGCUGAAGAAAGAGCUGCCCUCCGUCAUGAUCAAGGGAAUUCAGAAUGUGACACGCGCAGUCAUCCAUGUCGAUGAGAAGAAGGGCGACACCUACAAGCUCUUGGUGGAGGGAGACAACCUACUCGCUGUCAUGUCAACUCCAGGAAUCAAGGGGACACAUGCCUUCUCUAACAACACAUUUGCCAUGGAGAGAACAUUAGGAAUUGAAGCAGCACGUACAACAAUUAUGAAUGAAGUUAAUUACACGAUGUCUAGUCACGGCAUGAGUAUCGACAUACGUCACGUGAUGUUGCUGGCAGACCUGAUGACGUUCAAGGGUGAAGUUCUGGGAAUCACACGCUUUGGGCUGGCUAAAAUGAAGGAAAGUGUUCUCAUGCUGGCAUCUUUUGAGAAAACAGCUGAUCACUUGUUUGAAGCUGCAUAUCAUGGACAGAGGGACGCUAUAAACGGAGUCAGCGAGUGCAUUAUCAUGGGAAUUCCUAUGCAGAUUGGAACAGGGCUUUUCAAACUUCUCCACAAAGCUGAGAAGAUUGACAGAACACCAGCACACAGGGAGCUGGUAUUUGACGUACCAGAGUUCCACCUCCCAGGAAUGGACGUGUCCUAGCAGCUACAGACAUAGUACCACUGUGUUUAUUUGUUAUUGUUAAUAAAAGCUUACAGAAAAUUAA
Molecule: messenger RNA, 4303 nt
Organism: Ostrea edulis (European flat oyster)
Lineage: Eukaryota; Metazoa; Mollusca; Bivalvia; Ostreida; Ostreidae
Product: DNA-directed RNA polymerase III subunit RPC1-like
Exons: 37
Coding region: 61-4239 (1392 amino acids)
Biological process (GO): DNA-templated transcription
Molecular function (GO): DNA-directed RNA polymerase activity; DNA binding
Source: RefSeq, a predicted model, not a curated record